Mya arenaria is the source of this 2100-nucleotide messenger RNA. Its product is annotated as hyaluronidase-1-like. Gene Ontology annotation, molecular function: hyalurononglucosaminidase activity. The transcript has 6 exons. The record is from RefSeq and is a predicted model, not a curated record. Bases 332 to 1687 code for a protein of 451 amino acids. NCBI's taxonomy places the organism in Eukaryota, Metazoa, Mollusca, Bivalvia, Myida, Myidae. Gene Ontology annotation, biological process: carbohydrate metabolic process; hyaluronan catabolic process.
AAAGACCGUUUUGGGGAAUUGAGUGGUUAGAUGCUUAAAACUGGAGUACUUUGUCAGCAGUCUUAUAUCACUGGUUUUCAUAUAUUUAAGCAAACAUUGGCGCAUUUCAAGAUAAAAUAUAAAAAAGAGUUCAAAACGGUAAAUCUGUGAGAGUGCAGCUUUAAGUCAGACAAGUGGAUGUCAUCCGGUUCUCCAGUGACCAUACGCGUACCAUCGUGUCAUCGAGAGUGAUAAAUAUAAUGUUGGAAUGACUUGGUUCAUAAUCGUUGUGAAUUUAUUAAGUUUAACAUGGAGUAUAUAUGUUAAAGUUUAUUAGUGGUGAAAAUAAAUCAUGAACGGGAUCGUAAUUGUGUUGGUUCUCUUAAAAGCUGUUAUUGUGAACACAAAUGUGUUAACAAAUAAUGUUAUACUCGCUGGGCUUGAAGAGAAUUUCAACAAACCGUUCAUAACAAUUUGGAACGCCCCAAGUCUUACCUGCUUCCGAAAAUACGGAAUUGACCUUGACCUUAGCUCAUUCGAUAUUGUCGCGAAUAAAGGUGACACGUUUGAAGGGGAUGAAAUUGUAAUAUUCUACGAAAACCGCCUUGGGUUCUACCCGUGGAUAGACGAAGACGGGAAUUACAUCAACGGUGGUCUUCCACAGCUUGCCGAUUACAGCGUCCAUAUUCAGAAGGUGGUCGAUGACGUCAACAAUUUCAUCCCUGACGUCAAUUUCUCUGGGCUCGCGGUAAUCGACUGGGAACGAUGGCGUCCAAUAUUUGAAAGAAAUAACUACAACGAAGAACAGCGAGUCUACAUCCGGGCGAGUGAGGCGCAGGUCAGGAAGCUACACCCCGACUGGUCAGUAAAGCAGGUACAUUCUCAUGCGGAGACGGAGUUCCAGCAGGCUGCCAGACGUUUAAUGGAAGGCACCCUCGUGACAUGUCGGCAACUCCGACCACGUGGCCACUGGGGCUUUUACGGGUUUCCAGCCUGCUAUAACUACCACAAAGGAGAGAGUACCUGCAGUAACGAGACCAAGAGCCUCAAUGACAGGCUGGAUUGGUUAUUCAACAUUAGUUCUGUGCUUCUACCCUCGAUCUACCUGUCUGAAAAGAUCGGAACCCACAAUGCCCGUCAAGCACGCGCGCACGGGGAGCUUGGAGAGGCGCUGAGAGUUGCAAAUGCGUAUUCGGUACAUAACACACCUCUUGUCGCUUACUCAAGGUUCCGGUACGGAGAUACGGGGAGAUUCUACGACUUGGCGGACUUGAACAAUACUCUACGCCAAUCAGCGGAGGCUGGGUUCAGCGGUGUUGCAUUAUGGGACAGUUCAGAGUCCUUCAAGACGCGGACAGAAUGUGAGGCUACCAAAGCGUACCUGGACAACCAGCUGGGUCCGUACAUUCGGGAGUUAAGUAAAGAUGCAUUGGAGUGCAGCAGGAACAUUUGCAGUGGCCAUGGACGUUGUGUCAACACAACCUUCGGGAUAUAUUAUACAAACUUACACAGUAAAUUCUUUUCAAAAUCACAUGGAUAUCGUGUGUAUAAAUACCUUAAGAAUACUGCACUAGAUUUGAUAACGAGCAUUCUUGAAGGUUUUAAAACUGUAUUGAGGCUCAUUUUGAACGAUGAAUUGAAGGGAAAGACUGUUUCUUGUGUGUGUUUCAAUGGUUGGAAAGGAGAAAAUUGUUCUAGAAAGGAGUAGCAAUAUUGUUGAUUUAAAUGGAUAUAGGAACAUACAGUCGAACCCUGUUGGCUCGAAUUCGUUUGGCUAGAAUUCCUCGUUGGUUCGAACUGGGUGUAAAGGACCGAUUUCUAGAGAAAUCUAUAUACUGAAGGAAAUCAUUUCCGCAUGGCUCGAAUUUUUCGUGGCUCGAGAUAUUUUUGCCGGUCCUUGGGAGUUCGAGCCAACGGGGUUCGACUGUAAUACAUGUACAUGUACUUCUUAUUGCUGUAAACAUACCAUUGCAAUGGUGUUGAACGUACAUAUAACAUAACAUAACAACACACAACAUAACAUUACCCAACAUAGUUUUUGAGCAUUAAUGUCAUAACAACCUCUUAGCCAUACACAAUAGCAUACAGUGAAAUACAGUUGCAAAACGUCCUAAGUUGAUA